Molecule: messenger RNA, 1031 nt
Organism: Coffea eugenioides
Lineage: Eukaryota; Viridiplantae; Streptophyta; Magnoliopsida; Gentianales; Rubiaceae
Product: probable N-acetylglucosaminyl-phosphatidylinositol de-N-acetylase
Exons: 11
Coding region: 218-1003 (261 amino acids)
Biological process (GO): GPI anchor biosynthetic process
Cellular component (GO): endoplasmic reticulum
Molecular function (GO): N-acetylglucosaminylphosphatidylinositol deacetylase activity
Source: RefSeq, a predicted model, not a curated record
UCGCUCUAUUCCGUUAACCCGUUUCUUCCGGCAACUAGAUCACCAAGCUUAGCUCGGUCACCGGACUCACCGCCGGCGGGUGUCCAUCAACGAUAAAGAAUCAAUUUUUCCGACUCCCAAUGCCUGUCUAAGGAUGACCUCCUCUUUUCCUACUGCAAAUUUUGGGCAUUUUCAGUCUCCUUUCGGUGAAAUUGCAUUGUCUUGGGAGGAUUGCUAGAUGGUGUGGCUGGUGAUUGUUGGCUUGUUGGUAUUACUCUGGGCGGUUUCUUUGGGCAAAAUACACUUGGGUUCAUCUUUAAAUUCCAAGACCACCUUCCUGAAUGAUAAUGCAAGUGCUGGGUUGCCUUCAAGGAAAAAUGUCUUGUUGGUUAUUGCACACCCUGAUGAUGAGACAAUGUUCUUUUCACCAACAAUCAAUUACCUGACUUCAAGGGGGCAUAAUGUUUAUAUACUGUGCUUGUCAACUGGUAAUGCAGAUGGUAUUGGGGGCAUCAGGAAAGAAGAGCUGUACCUAGCAUCUGUUGUCUUGAAGGUGCCGUCCCAGCGAGUGAAGGUUGUGGACCACCCAGAUUUGCAGGAUGGUUUUCACAAGGUCUGGAACUGUAAUUUAUUGGAAAUUAUUAUUAAGGAGGAAGUUGAUUCUAAAGCCAUUGAUGUGAUAAUAACUUUUGACAAUUAUGGUGUUUCUGGUCAUUGUAAUCACUGUGAUGUACAUCAGGGAGUGCGAAAGCUCUUGCAAAAUUCUUCCCAACAAGUUGAAGCCUGGGAACUUGUCAGUAACAACAUAUUGCGCAAAUACAGUGGACCAGUUGAUAUUUGGUUGUCCAUUUUAUUAGCCAGGAAAUGUCUAAACAGAGAACUGCAGUCUUUGCUGAACGAAAAUCCCUUUCAAAGCUAUGCUGCAAUGGCUCAACAUAGGAGCCAAUGGAUAUGGUUCCGGAAGCUUUUUGUGUCAUUUUCAAGCUACACUUACGUAAACACUCUUAAGAUGAUGAACCGUUAGCCAAUACCUACAACCAUUUUUUGGCUUU